Messenger RNA from Hyla sarda, 4044 nucleotides. RefSeq names its product tapasin-related protein-like. The transcript is spliced from 9 exons. The record is from RefSeq and is a predicted model, not a curated record. NCBI's taxonomy places the organism in Eukaryota, Metazoa, Chordata, Amphibia, Anura, Hylidae. The coding region runs from base 563 to 1807 and encodes 414 amino acids.
CUUUUUGGAGCCAGUUGAUAUGUAAGUUUUUUUCCUGGAUAACCCCUUUAACUACAUUUAUUAUAUGUGACUUUUUAGAAAACUCCACUCAAUAGGUGUCAUACAUGUGACCUUACCCUAAAAUGGCGUAAAGGGGAAAGUGCAGGCUUGAGCAAAAGUUUAAAAAAGAUGGAAAUGAUAAAUUCCCUUUUUGUUUUUGAACGCAGAACUGUAGCUCUGACUUGCAGCUGAGGUAAUAACAGGUGGCUACAUGGUUAGUGCUCCCUGAAAUAUGCAAAUCCAGUGACUUCUAUGUCAGUCAGUCCAUGUAUAAAGCAGUGUUUCCCAACCAGGGUGCCUCCAGCUUUUGCAAAACUACAACUCCUAGCAUGCCCGGACAGCCAACGGCUGUCCGGACAUGCUAGGAGUUGUAGUUUCGCAACAAGAGUCAUGUAUCUACUCUGCUGCAUAGAAGGUAAAGCUGUGGAUCUCUUCCUGGACACUCCUAUUCUCUGCAAGCGAAGAAGCGAAAGUGAAAGUAAUAGAACAAGAGAAGGACUGAAACUGCACUGAAAACUCAGAAAUGGAUAACUACCCCGUCUCCCUCAUACUAUGCGUGCUGCUAAUAGGCGGAACUUGGUCCAUUGAAGACCCAACAUACAUCAAAUUACCUUGCUUGUAUGAACGUCCAAACCAUCAUCUGCUGGGUGACCAACCAGUUUCCUUAAAUACGGCCUGGGUAGUGCUGGGAAGUGGACAGGGCAUCAGUGUCCAAAAUUUAGAUUUUGAAGGAGUUACAUUUAUUUUUAAAGAUUCACCAGUAAAUUUGAUGCCAUUUUUAAAGGAGGGCAUCACAGAUCUGAAAUGUGAAAUCAAACCAUAUUUCACAGCCAACACACAGAUUCUAUGGCCUGGUGUUAAGAGUACAGAUAACGGGCUCAAUUCCUGGUAUAUCUACACAGUACAGGACUCUGCUGGCAAAUUUCACACUGCAACUUUUUUCACAAAACUUACAGAGACUGCAGAAAAGAAAGAGGACAAACAUCAUGUGUUAGCUACUUUUAUGUUAAGCACCAGAACCCGUAAUGUCUACGCAAGACUGGGAGACAGCGUGCUCCUGGAUUGUGCAUUCACUGUGGAUCACCAGGCUAAGAUCUCAGUCACUUGGAGCUAUCGAGAAAGUUCAGAAGUAAAAAUACUGUCUUACAAUGGAGACACUAAAAAGCUACAAAAUAACUGGAAAGAUGCUUACAUGAAUGUAGAAGAAUUAAAAACUGGAAAUGCCUCUCUACUGGUCAACAAUCUGAAGAAAGAAGGACUCUUCACCUGCACGGUAUCUGUAGCUUCUCUCUUUGCUGAGCAGCAGAUUCAUCUGUACAUCAGAGAAAGCCCCUUGGUAACUCUAAAUGUAGGCUCAGCAUUAACUCUGAGUGAAGGUGAUGAGCAGAAGUUUGUUUGUGAUGCUUCCGGUUACUAUCCAUUGGACGUCAAUAUUGAAUGGCUGCGUGAGCUCCCAAAUACUGGACUUCUGCCAUCUGUACUGUCAAACGUUGUGUACAGCAGCCACAAGCAUAAUCAUAAUGGCACUUACAGUCUUUCUGGCUUCUUCCUGUACACGGCUUCCCUCCAGGACAACGGUGUCACAUUCACUUGCCGGGUGGAACAUUCAAGUCUCAAAAAACCAAUCAGAAAGAGUGUGACGCUUACAGUUUUAGAUUCUCAGCCUUGGAUGCUUCUUAUAGUCAUUGUCAUUUUGAUUCUGGUUCUUCUCUACUGUGUAAGGAUCUACUAUAAAGAGAUGAAUGCCAACAAGACAAAGCCAUAUUAAGGAGAAGAAUAAAUGUAGAUAAGGUGUCAACAGUGGUGAAAUAGCAAGAUGUGAUAUAUUCUCUGAAGAAGCAGAAAGAUAUAUUGAACUGAAGUUGGCAGAAUGUGUCUUUAGCAGUAGUAGAAUUUACCCUACAGCAAUACAUACAAAAAUAGAGGCAAAAAAAAAGGUUGAACAAAAUAAACAAAAAAUAAAGAAUAUAGGCUGUACAAUAAAAAGUUUUACAUUAUUUAAAUAUAAUAUUUGUAUCAAUUCCUUGUGGUUUUCAAGGUCUCUGCUUGCUGUCAUUUAUUAGUAAUCUUCUCUAAUUGUUUGUCUUGAUGAUGUGAUGGACAUAUAGGUGAUCAGCUCAUAAGAAAGCUGUAAUACAGAUACUGUACCAGUAAUAAACCUUGUACCUGUAUGUCCAUGACCAGGACAGAUUUAUAGCCACUGUAUGUCAAUAAUUAAUGGUCAUUUAGAAAGGUGGUACCGUAUUUCUCGCCCUAUAGGACGCACCGGCAUAUAAGACGCACCCAAUUUUAAAGGUGCAAAAUCUAGAAAAAAUAAGAUUCUGAACCCAACAGUGAUCUUCAACCUGCGGACCUCCAGUUGUUGCAAAACUACAACUCCCAGCAUGCCCGGACAGCCAUUGGCUGUCCGGGAAUGCUGGGAGUUGUAGUUUUGCAACAUCUGCAGGUCCGCAGGUUGAAGACCACUGGUAUAGGAGGUAAUAGUCACGUGUCCCCACCGCUCCGGACCCGUCACCGCUGCCCUGGAUGUCGCUCCAUCGAUCUCACCGUGCCCCCGUGGUGUCCCCGACGCUCCAGGCGUCUUCUUCCCCGGGAUCCACGCUCUCCGUUGCCGUCAUCACGUCGCUAUGCACGCCGCUCCUAUUGGAUGACGGGACAGCGUGCGUGCCGACGUGAUGACUUCGAAGGAGAGCGCCGGCCAUGCAGGGGAUCCUGGCACGGAGCAGACACCGAGGAGGCAGGUAAGGUCCCUCCCGGUGUCCUGUAAGCUGUUUGGGACGCCGCGAUUUCACCGCAGCGGUCCCGAACAGCCCGACUGAGCAGCCGGGUUAGUGUCACUUUCGCUUCAGACGCGGCGGUCAGCUUUGAUCGCUGCGUCUGAAGGGUUAAUACAGGGUGUCCUGUAUUAAUACCAGAUGUCCUGUAUUAACCGCGGGUUCCGGCCGUUGAUGUCCACAGGGACCGCCGCGAUAGGUGUGUAUUCGCCAUAUAAGACGCUCCAACUUUUCCCCCCCAGUUUUGGGGAAGAAAAAGUGCGUCUUAUACUGGAAAAAUAUGGUAAUUUUGCAAGCCGCGAGAAAUUGAUACCUAAACUAUAAUGGAAAAUGGUAGAACUUUUCAUUGUACAGUAUAAAGAAUAACUUUGUCUUUGUAGAUUUUUUUCACAAAUGACUAUUGUACUGCACUGUGCAGUUCUUUGUGUAAAUAUGAUCCAUUUUAAAAUUGGCUCCUAAAUGGUAUAGCUUUUCUCCCCGCUCAUGUCUGCUUUUAUCUGUAUAUCGCUAUGCCGCAUAAGACAAACUUCCUGCUAAGCUCCAUUGGUCCCGCCUCCAGUGGUGAGACCCGGUGUAAUGUAAUUCUAUGGUGCUGUACUAAAGUCAUUUGUAAAAAAAAAAAAAGCUCUAGAAAUACACUUUAGGCCAAGAUUUAUCAGCAAAUUUGCAUAAAAAAUGGUUUUCUACAGUUAAAAAAAAAUGAUUUUAAAAUUGUUUGACCCAACUGUUAGGGUAGAGUCACACAGGGCACUUCUGAUUUGUCGAUGGCAGUCACAUGAGGCAGUCCCGCUGUAGAAAUCUGUUUCUAUCACAGGACACACAGAGCACAGAGGACACACUAAAGCAGGGAGCUCGGUCUGCAGUCCCUCUUGUGAGAAAUCCGCAGUGUGAAAUACGCUGGUGAUGCACCCCAUGUGACCCCGCCCUAAAAGUUAACAGUCAGUGCUUGUAGAAGGUCAGCAAUAAACCCAUAGAGACUUCUAAGUAAUGGGUAAAAAUAGUAUUAUUCUAGACCUGUGCUCAGGAAGUAAGCACUGUAGUAUAAAAAGCAAAAUGGGGAGAUAGUUUUAUUUUAGACAAGUCUAUUGAAACUUACAGCAACAAUUGUUGCACUGUAUUGUUGCUAUAUAAGAGACUUGCUUUGUGUUAUUGUACUGUAUGUCUGUACCAACUGUACAUAUUAGUCUAUUGUAAAUAUUUUGAGUGCUGAUGAAAAUUUGAAUUUAUGAAU